AUGCUAGUGGUGAAAUAUUCAUCUGAUACAUGUCUAACGGUUCCUCAGGGUGGAGGGGAGGACGACAGUCAGAAAGAGAAGCUAGUUCUGUCGGAGGACUGUGAGCUCAUCACCAUCGUGGCGGUGGUUCCGGGUCGGCUGGAGGUCACCACACAUCACCUGUACUUCUACGACGCCAGCAGCGAGAAGGAGGAGACGGAAGAGGGAAUCGGUUUUGAUUUCAAGCGGCCCCUGUCUCAGCUGAGAGAGGUGCACCUGAGACGCUACAACCUGCGUCGCUCUGCUGUGGAGCUGUUCUUCAUCGACCAGUCACACUACUUCAUCAACUUCAAGAAGAAGGUGAGGAACAUGGUGUACUCUAGGAUCCUGGGGCUGCGGCCCCCCAACCUCUUCUAUUUCGGCUCCCGCUCUCCUCAGGAGCUCCUCAAGGCUUCUGGACUCACACAGAGAUGGGUAUGCAGAGAGAUUUAACUGUUUGAAUAUCUGAUGCAACUGAACACCAUCU
Oncorhynchus masou masou (cherry salmon) is the source of this 505-nucleotide messenger RNA. Its product is annotated as neurobeachin-like protein 2. Gene Ontology annotation, molecular function: protein kinase binding. Gene Ontology annotation, biological process: intracellular protein localization. The record is from RefSeq and is a predicted model, not a curated record. The transcript has 4 exons. Gene Ontology annotation, cellular component: cytosol; membrane. Bases 1 to 471 code for a protein of 156 amino acids. NCBI's taxonomy places the organism in Eukaryota, Metazoa, Chordata, Actinopteri, Salmoniformes, Salmonidae.